AGUAGGAGGUAAAUCUAGUGUGUGGGAAAUUCUUAGCAAGUAGCUGAGGUAAUAUCAAUAUAGGAAGAGUUUACUGGGAUGAUAUAAAGAGGGCAGUUGGAGUUUAGAUCUAUUCUACCAUCAUUUGUAAAAGUAAUCAGACCUAUAAUAUAUCUGUGUCAGUAUAGCUCUUUCAAGAAUGCUUGUACAGAUUGUUGCAACCUUUUUGCUAGUUCUUCCUCAUCUAGCAGCCUCUACAAGAAAUACUUCUACAGUAGAUAUUGUGGAAGAAGUAAAGGAUGUGUUUAAUGGACACUUUUCAGAUCCUUCUGCUAAAGCAGCCAUGAUCAAGCACAUUGGGGAUAUGGCAUUCAUUGAAGUGCCUGGUCAAAAAAGUGAUCAUCAUGGAAGGGCAAGGAGAAAUGCUGUUAUCAAUCAAGACAAUUUAUGGCCAAGUGCUCGAAUUCCAUAUGUCAUUUCUACGUCUUUUAAUGCCAAAGAGAGGAACGUAAUCCUACAGGCAAUGAGACAGUGGGAAGAUAAUACCUGCAUUCGAUUCUAUCCUUCCAAUGAAACCGAGAUCUACUAUGUUGAAAUAUUUGAAGGAUAUGGGUGCUAUUCAUUUGCUGGACGAGAAAAGAAAAGUUAUCAACCACAAGGAUUGUCUCUUGGUUAUGGCUGUGUCUCCAUAGAUAUAGCUCUUCACGAGCUGGGUCAUGUGAUUGGAUUUUACCAUGAGCAUACACGAGCAGACAGAGAUGAAUAUAUUAAAGUGAACUACGAAAAAAUACCAUUCUACAUAGAAAGCCAGUUUGAGAAACGUAAAGAAAAUGAGAGCAACACAUUGGGAUAUGGCUACGACUAUGCUAGCAUCAUGCACUACUCAAGUCAUGCUGGGUCGUAUGAUGAUGAACCAACAAUUGAGGCAAUUGAUGAGGGAAUUGUGUUCGGUAUAGCUAAAGAGCUGAGUCCUUUGGAUGUUCUUAAGGCAAAUGCUCUCUAUAAAUGUGGAGCGGAAAGGCCUCCGAUAAGUACCUUUCCACCAGCAAGUACUCUCUCUCUUCCUGAUGGCAUCCAUUGUGGCGAAGUAUUGGAAAUAGGAAAUGGGACAUUUUACUCGCCUGGAUAUCCUGAUCGUAUGUCCAAUCAAGAGUGCGCGUGGGUAAUUAAAGUUCCCAAAGGCUAUGGUAAUUUCAUCCGGUUGAGUUUUCCAAGACUUGCUCUGGAAAAGAGUGACGACUGCAGUAAAGAUUAUGUCCAAGUCUUCAAUGGCCAAUCUUUAAAACCUGAAGAUAGUGCCUAUCUCUCCAGGGAUGCUAGCAAUGGCAAAAUUUGCAGCUCCAGUGAAAUAAGCAACAUUAACUAUGUGUUUUCAGUUGACAAAACUGUAACUAUCUAUUAUCGAACUGGUGACAGCAGUUCAGGAUCUGGUGCACAUAGAGGACUACGAGUGGACUUUUCAGGACUAGAUAUCAAUGAGUGUCCUCAGUAUGAACAUUGUCACAAAUGCAUCAACGUUGAGGGAUCGUAUCGCUGUAAAUGUAACGAGGGUUACUACCUCUCCUUAACUGCAGGAAUCUGUUUUGACUACAAUGAGUGUGCAUAUGAUAACGGUGGAUGCGAGCACACUUGUGACAAUAAUGGCGGCUCUUACAUGUGUAUAUGUAAUCCUGGCUACUCAUUGCAAGUAGAUGGCCUAAGCUGUGUAAAUGAAAAUGAGACCCAGCCACCCGCCACAAUAUCUCCCACAACGAUGUCUACCACAAUACCCCCCACAACACCACCAUCCACCCUUGCUCCAACAACUAAAGCACCCACAUCAAAUUGCCCUAUCCUCCCCUCUAACCCACAAGGUUCUUUCUCUUGUGGUGGUUACUUGAAAGCUGGGGUGAACUUUGGCCCAGAAAACCUUCCCUCAGGACCUAUCACCAACUCUAUUUUAUGCUCAUGGAUUGUUUUCGGUACUGAAAAAUAUCAAGUUCGCUUUAAAUACUUCGAUAUUCCCAGCAACAAUCAGUGCUUGUCUAACCAUGCUGAUGUGUAUGAUGGUUGGAGUUCUGAAGCUCCAUUGAUUGAGCAGAUGUGCGGAGAAAAGUGUGAAGAUUACGUAGUGGAAGGGACUGGAAAUAUCCUGACCGUUACUCUGGAGGUGUCUUCACCAGGGUCAUUCAGAGGCUUCUAUGCACAGUUCGAAGAAAUUAACUUUGAUUGACUGUAUUGUUAUGAUAGAUAUCAACGAACAUAUUGUACGUGUUGCUGAUGUAUUGUUGCUGAUAUAAAUUAUGACGCAUAAUUAUUCUUAAACAGUAAAGGAAGUAACCCUAUACAUAAUUAUUUGCACAUCCC
Molecule: messenger RNA, 2325 nt
Organism: Halichondria panicea
Lineage: Eukaryota; Metazoa; Porifera; Demospongiae; Suberitida; Halichondriidae
Product: tolloid-like protein 1
Exons: 10
Coding region: 179-2191 (670 amino acids)
Biological process (GO): proteolysis
Molecular function (GO): zinc ion binding; calcium ion binding; metalloendopeptidase activity
Source: RefSeq, a predicted model, not a curated record